Messenger RNA from Penicillium pulvis, 1275 nucleotides. RefSeq lists its product as uncharacterized. Gene Ontology annotation, molecular function: protein binding. Lineage: Eukaryota; Fungi; Ascomycota; Eurotiomycetes; Eurotiales; Aspergillaceae. The transcript has a single exon. The record is from RefSeq and is a predicted model, not a curated record. The coding region runs from base 1 to 1275 and encodes 424 amino acids.
AUGCGGCCUGGUCAUAAAAACGAUUCUCGAAAGGCCCCUUCUGAUCAAAAGGCUCUGGACUCGCACUUAUUCAUGGCGUUAACGUUGUCGUCCUCUGGAAUACCAGAACGUUUCUUACGAGCAACAAGCAAGUUCAAAAUGAUCAUGAAGAUGAAAUCCUGGCCAACAACUCGUUCACGGAGACAGCAGAAAGAGGAAGCGGGUCGCUCUUAUCUAAUGGAACUGCCCACCGAGCUACUACUGGAGAUUAUUUCACAUCUGACCCUGAUCCCGGAGGCUGCUUUUGCCUUAACCUGCAAACGCAUGUUCGCCAUCUCGGGGGAAAUCCUAUGUUCCAAGUCUCUGCGAUUUACUCGUGAUUUUGCGCCUCUAUUUCACCAUUACCGCAACGGACACAACUUUGUUACGCCGCGUUGGCAGUUUAUGUCCCUACUGGAAAACUCGCGAUGGCGACUGUGCUCCAAGUGUCUGAAGCUACACCCUCGAUCCGCAUUUUCAUCCCGAGAAUUAAGGCACAAGCCUGAUGAACGCACAUGCAACUUGGGCGAGCUAGCGGGGAUUGUGGAUUUAUGUCCAUGCAAGAAAUUGACAUUCCGUGACAAGUUGAACCUCGCAGACGAUCUGCGAGUGCGGAAGACCAUGCUGGAUGCUCUGGGAACUGAAUAUGGAAGUACGGUCUCGAAUCGAUACUGCUGGCACACAUGCACUGAGCAAUAUGGCCCCACAGGCCUCAAAGUGUCUCUAUUCCCCGAACUCAACGAGGAGAAUCAAUUGGUCAUGCGUACAGAGUACCAGCUCACCACUGAGUCGGGCCAGGUUGGCAAGGAGGAAUACAUGACCCCUCGAUUCGGAUGUGCACACCGUUCCGUCGAUCUUUGGCUCUCCAGUGUUUAUCAAACUACCAUCUGCCGACUCUUUGACAAUUUCUGUGCCUCAUGUCGACGGAUCUCAGUCUGCGCCACCUGCAACACCACACUCAAGUGCCAUCGAAAACAUUCCUUUCAAACGGAUGUAUCUGGCAAGGUCACUUAUUCUUUCUACACUGAGAGAUCCCUUGGAGGCACUGGAGCAGAACCUGAUACAACCUGGGCUGCUCAAAGGAUUCAUCCGGCCGAACCAUCAAUCAGUGUGGAGAAUUGCAAUGAGCUCUGUCCCUGGACGGUGCGAGAACAUCCGCCUCUCACUUUUACGCCCAGCAUAGACGAAGAAGUCCUCCAACCUGCUACUGACGAGCGGCCUAUGGAUUCGUUAUAUUCGUCGAUUCGCAUGUUAUGA